ACCUUCCUUACCGACCCUUGCGUCUAUCACUCCCAUUGUGUUUUACUCUCUCUCUCUCUGCUCCGAAAUUAGGGUUGAUAGGUUUGGUGCUGAUUCUUCUUCCGAUUUCGAACCGAGUGAAUUGCGGAAAAUGUACGCUGAUCGCGUGGAGAAUGGAGGGCGGAGGUCCGUGAAGGAACGCUUAAAUGGGAAUGGUAUCAGUGGCCCUACUAGGCACCACCAACAGCGUCAAAUCACCGGCAAGAGGUUUGCAAUUCUUACUUCGUGUCGAGGCAAUGAUAGUGGGAACAUGAUCUUCUUUUAUGAUGACCACGGAUCACUAAUUCGCAAGAAGAGUUAUGCUCCAAAGAUGCGGGAUCUUCGUGAAAGGCUAUCAGGGACCAUGACAGUACAACCUACCAAUGUUGAUCCGCCCAAAUCAAAAACUGUUAAACCAAGCAGUAAAAGUGUUGGUGCUGAGGCCCCUGCAGCGCAGAUCAAAAGGCCAGCUGACCCAGCUCCUAAAAGGUCACGGAAGGCUGAUUCUUCAAUUGAUGACUUUUUGCUGUCCUUGGGUCUUGAAAAGUACAUCAUUACUUUUCAGGCUGAAGAAGUAUGUGUGAAUGACAGCUCUCAUCAUAUGACUGAUGAAGAUCUCAAGGCUAUGGGCAUACCAAUGUAUGCAUUGAACUAGCCUUGGAAUUUUGUACUUUUCAUGCUUGUCUGUUUCCAAUGGCCAUGUCAUGCAGUUCCAUUGAUAAUGUGACUCAUGUCAAUGCCUGCUACUUGGAAUGCAUUCUAUACUCUGCACUUUUUAUGGAUUUUUGUGUUAAAUUGACCCUAUUUAUGUAAGCAACGUCCAUUAUUUUUUCAACUUUGGUAGUUAGGUUCAUUUGAAGUGGAGGGGUAACUGCACAUGUGUAAGUGUAUCCCUUCAAAUAAGUAGCUGCUUUUGAAUAAGACUAGCAUCUAGCUUCCAUAUGAUGAUGUCAUAGAAAGUAGACUUUGAACCUAAUUGAACCUCACAAAGUUGGCUUCAUUAGGUGGGGUGGGUACUCGUAUAUUAUGAUUUGAAGAUUGUGCUUUCCUAAGAAUCCACUUUUUUGUGAUAGAAGUCAAGAAAAUCCUCAGACCCAUGUCGUGUGUCCCAAUGUGAGGCCCAAGCAAGAGCUGCAACUGCCAUAUGACAACUCAGAAAAAACGCCAAGAAACUGUCGUUUUGGGAGAUCUGACUAAUGUCCCAAAUGCUGCCAUAGUUUCAGUUUCAGAGAUUAAAAAAUGG
This is a messenger RNA of Vigna umbellata (rice bean), 1261 nucleotides long. The record is from RefSeq and is a predicted model, not a curated record. NCBI's taxonomy places the organism in Eukaryota, Viridiplantae, Streptophyta, Magnoliopsida, Fabales, Fabaceae.